Oryzias latipes (Japanese medaka) is the source of this 8724-nucleotide messenger RNA. It is a transcript of the gene prrc2b, whose product is annotated as proline-rich coiled-coil 2B. The record is from RefSeq and is a predicted model, not a curated record. Gene Ontology annotation, biological process: cell differentiation. Lineage: Eukaryota; Metazoa; Chordata; Actinopteri; Beloniformes; Adrianichthyidae.
UCAUUCUCAGGCCGGGUAAGACCCCAGCAACAACACAGCGCUCGGUCCAACCUAUGGAGAUUGGGCUUUGCAAUCGCCAUCCAUCCUCUGAAUAUACAGCAUUUUGUGGACUAAUAUCGCACCUGCUGAUAAGAAGAAAUAUAGUUUUUUGAAUCUGAAUCUGAAGGCACUGGGGAGAGGCGCAGAAAAAAAUUUUCAUACUCAAUGACAUUACAUCGCAAUGUCCGAUCGUUUGGGGCAAAUAACCAAGUCCAAGGAUGGGAAAAGCAAGUAUUCCUCAAUCAGCCUAUUUGACAAGUACAGGGGGAAAUCAAUAGAAACUCAGAAAAAUACAGCAGUUACGCGACAUGGCUUGCAAAGUCUUGGUAAAGUGGCAGCAGCCCGCCGCAUGCCCCCACCCGCUCAUCUGCCGAGCUUGAAGUCUGAAAACAAAGGAAACGACCCCAACGUGAUUAUAGUGCCCAAAGACGGUUCAGGAUGGGCGAACAAGCAGGAACAACCCGAUCAAAAGAGUUCUAUUGCAUCAGCGUCACAGCAGCAGGAGUUGCAGCCACAGCAGGCUUCACAGAAAUCUGUCUCCAAUCUUCAGAAGCCCUUACCAGUAGCCAACCAGGAGAACCCAAACACAGGUGGACCAAAGCAAUGGGCCCAGCUAAAUGGAAAGGCAGGCGAGCACGAUGGUUUAAGGGCCUCAAACCGACUUCAGCCCUUCUCUCACGAGGAAUUUCCCACACUGAAGGCGGCUGGAGAACAGGACAGGGCUGGCAAGGAAAGAAGCGGCUUCGAUCCGUCGUAUGGGCCCGGACCAAGCCUCCGCCCCCAGAAUGUGACGAGCUGGAGGGAAGGUGGUGGCAGGAACCUUCAGCCCUCUUCCUUGACCCUCGGGCUGCCAGCAGAUCCUGAGGGUAAACUUACUGCCAUCGGUGAGACUGGGACUCCCCCAGCCUCAUCUCACCCCCCCACUGCCACCGGCACCGCCUCCGCCUCAUCUGCUGCAGUGACGGCUCAGCCACCGGGCCCCGACCCAAAGGACCUUUCCCUCCGACCCGCCCAGCCUGUGCGCAGAACAACCGUCCCUACUGCUCUGCAGUACCAACUUCACCACACCUCAACCGCUGUCUACCAUGACAUGUUACCCGCAUUUAUGUGCUCCAAAGAGACUCGGGAGACUUCAGGUACAGAACAUGUUCCCACCACUUCAGUACCCCCGGUCCGAUUUGACAGUAAACCCGCUUUCAGGCAGACUUAUGCCAAACCUGAACUCCUAAAUGGGGAAGCGAGAAAAGAGAGUCGUUUUGUUCGCGCUCCACUCUCUAGAGUCUCUUCUCAGCCCAUCCGCAGACCCGGUGAAAGGCCAUCACGCCCAGCCAUCAUUAACCCAGAGGAUCUGAAGGAUCUGGAUGAUCUGGAUAAUGACUUUGAGGAUGGAUGGGCUGGACUUCACGAAGAAGUUGAUUAUAGUGAAAAGCUCAAGUUUAGUGAUGAUGAAGAAGACCACUCUUCAAGUGAUAAAAAGAUUUGGAAUGAUUGGGAAAAGGGAAGAGAAACGCGAUUCUCUUUAGGUUCAGGAGAAGCGUCAUACCAACAGGAGGGGCUUGAAGAGAGUUAUUCCUACCAACAUCACAGCCAGGAGCUUUCCAGAAAGUCCAGCAACAGAUAUCAUUCUGUUGACAGUCAGGCUCAGCAGAAAAACUACAGCGACCCAUCGAACGACCAAGGUGAGCAUCAUCGCCCGUCUCAGAAUCAGCCGCCAGCGAGGGCUAAAUACGUUUCGCCGGAACUAUCCGAAGCUGUCGAGAGAGCCCGCAGGAGAAGGGAGGAGGAAGAGCGACGCGCCCGGGAGGAGCGGUUGGCUGCGUGUGCUGAAAAACUCAAAAAGUUGGAUGAGAAGUUCGGAAAGACUGAAAAGCAGAUGUCAAGGACUGAGGAUGGUCCAAAAGACACAGAAGGCAAAAGAGUCCCUCUGUCCCCAAGCAAAGAGCAGAUUAAAAGCCACAGUGACUACUGGCAGUACAGCUCAAAAGAGGGAAGUGAGAGUCUUCGAGGAAGUUCUCCCACUCGUAGUUACCAAGAAGAGCCUGGCUUCCCCAACCAACCUGCCAGUGAGGAUGAUGGCCAGGAGCUUUCCUCUCCCACUGGAGACUACAGUGGACGCCAGUCGUCCAAACCAAUUCCACCCCGUUUUCAGAAACAGCACCACCAGCAGGAACAGGUGAUGAAAAUGCCACAUUGGCAACAGUCCGCUCAUCCUUCAUCUGGCCCAAAUCACGCCCAGCGAGGAUAUUAUCCCCCGUCUGUCCUUGGGUUUGACCCUCGGUGGAUGAUGAUGCCACCCUUCAUGGAUCCCCGUAUGGCCCAAGGGCGAUCUCCUGUGGACUAUUACUCUGGAUCUGUUCACUCUGGAGUUAAAGCUGCUACCCUUCAAGACCACCUGAACAGCCCCAGUUCAGAUGAAGGUUGCCAUUCCAACUUACACCAAGAGAGCCGAACUUCCUCUACUGAGCCUUACCCAGCGUGGAACCAAGACUACCCUUUACGCAGCUUCACUCCACCCUACCAGAGACAGCAGGAAACAUCAGAUGGUGGAAAAUCUGGUGAAAGAGUCGCUUCUCAUUUGGACUCCUAUGAGGAUGUGACAAAGGAGUCUUUGGCUCGCUCCCAUGACGACCUCCAUCAUUACGCCUAUCAGAGCCGAGCCUCAGAUAAGGAGCAUCAACAUGGUGACCAAGGCCUGCUCAGCAGCUCCAAGAGCCUCUGUCAGAGUUUCUCAGAAAAUGAAUACACAAAACAAGACUCUAGGGACAGCUAUCUGAAAGAGGGGCUUGAGUCUCACGCCGAAGGCUUUGAUGGACCCGCAGACAACUGGAAAAGGGAAGCUAGCCAGAAACAAGAUGGGCUUUUCAACAGCGCCCAAAGCCACUGGUCCGAGGCUAGUUCCAGCUCCAGCAGCAGUGCCAGCCAGCCUUGUGAGACAAGUGGGCGCACCCUGACUCGCAGAACCGGACCCAUCAAGAAACCAGUUCUCAAAGCUCUUAAAGUCGAAGACAAGGAGAAUGAAAAGCCGAAACCUGAACCGGAGGAGAAGCCUGUCCCCUACCGCCUGGACAAAGAAGUCCUCACUAACGUUCAUGACCUGAAGAAAGAUAAUCAGCCUUCUGUCAGCAGGCGCUCGGCUUCACCUGUCGUUGAGAAGCACCCUGAAGACAAACGGUGUCUGUCACCAGCUCCUGGUAAAAUAGAUCGUCAUCUGAGCAUCAACAGUAACGCCUUCUCCAAGGAGAACCACUGGGCUAGCGGGAAAAGCCACCUACCUAAAGAUGGGCUGGAAAGCAGAGAAUGCCAGGCGCCUCGGCGGAAUAACUGGAUAUUCAUCGAUGAAGAACAAGCCUUUGGUGCUGUCAGGGGAGCAGGGAGAGGCCGUGGUCGAGGCUUCAGAGAGUUCAGCUCCCGAGGUGGAACCCGCGGUGGUCGAAGUGGAGAGAACCUUAGAGGAAUGUACAAUAACAGUAACACGAGUGCCACUCAGCGACCAGGAAGAGGGCGGGCUUUGUCCAGGGACUUUGUAAAAGUGGAGGAUUUUCAGAGGGGCAAACCACGCCGGCGAAACGUCAGCGAGACGUUGAGCGAAGCGUCAGAGUACGAAGAACUUCCCAAAAGACGCCGCCAGAAGGGCUCUGAGAAUGGAGAGGGAAAUGCUGAUGCAGCAGAAGCCCGUAAGGCUGACCGAGAGUCUUGGAGAUCCAACAAGGUGUACACAGAUGAUCAGACCGCUUUAGACUCCAGAGAAAAGACCAAGACCAGCAGGGGUUAUGGAGGUCGUGUCCUGCCCCCCAGGUUGAAUGGUACUGGCAGCUACAGUCGAAGCUUUGGAGGAUCCAGGGAUAUUUCUACAUGGCGGGGUCGAGGGCCCCAGUUUAGCGGUAACCCGGCUUCUGUGCAAGAAAAUGGUUAUGGUCCUGAAGCAACGUAUUCAUCCAGACCUCCAGCAGAGCGCGACACUCUAAAGUAUACUCCCAAGUUUUCGGGCUCUUUCUUAGAAAACAGCAACGAAGACCGAGAAGGGGAAUGCUACUUUGAGGGGGAUAACCCCGAUAGGCAGAUGUUGAGAAGACGGCGUCCUCCACGCCAAGACAAACCUCCCCGCUUCCGCCGUCUACGCCAAGAACGUGAGCCGGGGUCCAACCAGUGGACCAGCAAUGAGUAUGUAAACGGAGAAUUGGUCAAACCCUGGCCGAGUCACUCCAAAGGCACCGCAGAGGACAGCUGGCCGAGCGGUCAUUAUCCUGGGCGCUCUGGGCAGCAAGGUCAGACGGAGGAGUGGGAAACGGGCUCGGACAACAGCGAUUUCAGUGAGUGGAGAGAGAAGCGAGGCGGAGCCGCGAGCUCCCAGGUUCACGGAGACGUUCACGGAGACGUUCCCUCCGACUCGGGUCACAGCGAGCCUGGCUCUGGUGAGAAGAGGGAACUUUCAAAGAGAAGCUUCUCCAGCCAGAGGCCAUUGGUGGAGCGGCAGAACAGGAAGGGGGAGCCAUCCCUGUUGGAGGCCAGCAAGAUGGUUCGCACUUCAGAGAAUCUUCCCAUUUCUUUGUCUGGCAGGAGUGACAGUUGGCAGAAUGGGGGGAUUUCAAAAAGCAGGAGUCAAGAUGACUGCGGACCUUUUUAUAGCACAGAUCCAUCUUCAGAAGACAAGGAGACCUGUGAAUCGACGGGGAAAAAAAUUGAUAAGGAGCUGAAACCAGGACCUGUAAAGACUGACAUUGAUGAAUCUAUCUCCCCAUAUGACAUUAGCUUAAUCAACGGGGAGAGCGGGGCAGCCAGUUCUAGUCCGGAUGGAUACCAGGAUGCUUUGUCCAAAAAGCAAAGACGCCCCCAAGAGGAUGAAAGGAGGAGAAAAGAACAAGGAGCGGCUGUGCCAGUUAAAAACCGGACAAUGGCAUCCAAGAUUCCUCCCCGUUUUGCUAAAAAGCAAGGAAGCCUGAGCAUCGAGCAACCAGAAGAAGCGAUUUCCUCCAACAAUCUGGGAACUGAAAUUUGGGAGAGCAACAGCUCAGCUCUGUCAGUGCAGUCUUCAGGGGGGGACUCCUGGACCAAACAGGUUUCUUACACAGGAAGUGAACCCAACUCUGAGGACUCUGAUGCCGGCCCAGAACAAAACAAAGAACAGCACAAACCUGGGCCCAUUGGAAACGAACGCUCCCUGAAGCACAGAAAAGGCUCUGAGGGUGUUGACAGGCUGGAAGGCGGCCCCAUUACACCGGUCAACGGUGUGGAUCUCCAUGUGGACGCUGUCCUGCCUGUGCCCCCUAUUGAGUUUGGCGUCAGCGCCAAGGACUCCGAUUUCAGUCUCCCACCAGGAUCGACCCCGGUGCCUGUAUCCAACCCUGUUAACAAGCUCCAGGACGCUCUUACCACCAAUACGUCUUUGAAUCAAAGUCUACCCAUUCUGCGCUCCAACCAUCUGCAGCCCGGCAUUAACCUCAACAGCAUUUCCUAUCCCACCGCCGACCUUACUCUCAAGAUGGAAUCGGCACGCAAAGCCUGGGAAAAUUCCCAGUCCCUGCCAGAGCAGGGCUCUCCUGGCGGGGGCGCUUCGGGGGCUCAGCCUGCUUGCAGCGUGGGUUCAUCCAGUGGUGUCAGCUACAGUACUUUUGGAGGGGUUUCAAUGCCCCCAAUGCCAGUUGCGUCUGUGGCACCUUCCAUGUCCAUGCAGGGUAAUCCAAUUCCCCCACUCUACCUGGACGGUCAUGUUUUCCAAAGUCAGCCACGCCUUGUGCCUCCUACCAUGACCCAGCAGCAGACCUACGCACAGGGUCCGACAGCCCAGCAGAUUCCCAUCUCAUUACACACCUCUCUUCAGGCUCAGGCACAGUUGGGGCUUCGGGGAGGUCUUCCCGUCUCCCAGUCCCAGGAGAUGUUCAACUCCAUCCCCCCUUUCAGGUCCCAGGUUUACAUGCACCCCAACCUUUCACAGCCCAACCCCAUGGUGCUGUCUGGUGGGGGCCCUAUCAAGGGCCCUUACUCGGCUUUCCCUGGCAUGCAGCCCUCAGACAUGGUGAAACCGCAGUCAGGCUCUCACUACCAGCCGUUGAAUGGCAGCCAGCAGCUGGUGUAUGAUGGUCAGAUGAAUCAAGGACCUGGUAUGGGUUCUUCUCAGUUAAUGGACUCUCAGCUCAUUCAGGUGACCAUGCCGCUGCCCGGCUCUCAGCUGCGUUAUGGCUCAGCUCAGCAACAUCUCAUCCUGCCACAGUCCAUCCAGCUGCAACAAGGACAGAGCCUGUCGGUGGGAGCGCCUCGCCGAAUGUUACCGCCUGGCUCCCAGCCGGCCGUUCUGACUGGCAGUAGAGAGUCGUGGAGAAAAAUGACCAACAUGUGUUUGUCACAGAGCUCUCAGAUGGAAAUGAAAGGCUUUCAGUUCUCUGACAAGGCCAGUCAUUCCCCAGGUUUGUCUGGAAGCUCCUACAGGCCUGGGUCUGCAAGCCCGAGCAGUAAGCCCUCUGGUCCUGGGGGCCAUGUAGGCCCUCUGCCUACACAUUUUGCUCAGCAGGUCCCGCCUUCCCAGGGCAGCAUGGUGAUGCACAUGCGGCCCCCCACCACUGGCCCUUUCCCUAACCCCAUUCAAAGGCCCGUCAUGCCAGUCAACAAGCCUGUUGUCAUUCGCUCCCCCCCCUACCCCAACCCCGGCCGUGAUCAUCCCCACUCCACCCCCGCUUCAGUCCCUGAGCCCCCAGUCAAAGGGGCAGAGGAUGGCAUGAAGGUGAGCCACCCUCUGUAAAAGUAGAGUAAGACAUUGCGAGACAUGUGCAAGGUAGUGGGGGAGGGCAAGUCCCCAGCCGGGGGCAUGACCAGCAAAAUCCAAGAGCCCCUACCCUCCACGGGUCAGGCCAGACCAGCACGAACUGGAGCCAUCAAACCCCAGGCUGUGAAAGUCGAAGAGGGCAAGGCAUAACAAAGGACCUUAGGGCCUCCAAGUCCUCCCCACCAAGCGAGCCCGCUGACGCACAGCCCCGUGGUCGGUGAGGCCCCCCGCCCCGAACCCCCUCCCCCCGAAGCACCGAGGCAGCGGACAUACACAUGCAGUCAUCAUAAUGAAUUACUCUUUGAGCUGGCAGAACUGGACACUUUUAUUUCACACCCCAUAUAGAGAUAUAUAAAUAUAUAACAAAUAUAUAUGCAUACAUACAGACAGUCUUUUAAACAGAUCUCUUCCUCGUUAAUUUAUUCUUAGUCACAUUCUCGGGGGGGUUAAGUUUUGUUUCUGUUACUCGUUUGUGUGUGUGUGUGUGUGUGUGUGUGUGUGUGGUUGGGGGGGAGGGGAAAUAAACUUGGAUGGUUCAUUUUUCAUAUUCUUUUUGCCAAACUAAAUAUUAACUCUGUAAAUGGACUGUAGCCUUCAAGACCAGGCAUGACACCUGACGCGGCGAGAAGCAACACCUUUUCUUUUCUGACCAAUCAGAAUGCAGUGGGGGCACUUGUGUCAUUUUCAUUGUUUUUUUGUUUUUUUCUUUCUGGUAAAUAAAGGUUAACAUCAUGACCACCCAUUCAAAUCACUGGUAAAGGAUUUAUUUUGAUCAACACGGAGAAAAAAAAAAAGUGGUACAAGUCCAAGAACAUCUUAGACCCGCUGAUUUCUGUAAAAAAAAAUAUUUGUGAAAAGCCACUCCCUGAUUUAUUUGUGUCCGUUUAGUUUUGACUUGUAAAUUCAACAUUAAAAGCUGAAUAUUUCUCAAUCAUGUUGCUUCCAUCGCAAGCUUUGACACGGCGCCUGCAUGUGAGGAGCGGACCUGCAGGACUGGAGCGCCACAAAGAAGGCAUCACUUUCAGGCUCUACAGCGGUUCUGUUUUCUGUCCUUAAAGCUUCAUUUUAUUUACUUUUUAAAGAUGGUGUUGCUUAAAAAAAAUCACGGAAAAUCCUCUUAAUAUUAAGCAUUCUUGGAUUAUUUGUCACGUUCAUUUUAAUCACAGCCAGGGUCCAAAGGAAGUUCUGCUUUCAGGCUAGUCGUCACAAACAGGAUGUGGAAUGUUGCUUAUUUAAAUUAGAGCAUCUUUUGCUUCUUUUUUUUGGAGCACGACGGAGAGAUUUUUAAAGUGUUUGAUUUUAAAAUGUGAAAAAGUUGAAUACAUCCUGUUUUUUUCCUUCUUCUGCUGUUUGUAGUUAAUGACUCCUUUGAAAGUCGCCAUCAUUGUGUCCAAACUGGUUCCAUGUUACUAUAAGGCUCCAUGACACUACGACGUGUCAGUCUUUACGGCAGUGUUUCACUGGUUUGUGUGUAACUGUACAAUUGAGCCUUGUCAGAACGGCUUCUCCCCAACAUUUCAUUUUCAAUAUUGUGGCACCAUAAAGGCUAUAUUGUUAAAAAACAAAACAAAAAAAAAGAUCUGUGUUUCUCUGAAUGGACUGCGUUCACCCGGUGAUAGGUCUGUUGGCCUCUGAGUGUUUUAACCUCUUCUUCCGUUCUGCAGCAAAUCUUUACAUCUCAUUGUAUCUGCACCAAAAUGUGACCCCAAUGUUUUAUUUUUUUUAAUUUUUUUUUUGCUCUUUGUAUGUUUGAAAUGCAUAUUUAAUUUUUGUCUGAGGACAAGUGCUUUCUACAUUUGAUCCAGCACUCUGUUUAUCCUGCCUGAUGGUCAUUCUGUCAGGAAUUUUGGUCAUUACUCACCCUUGAUUUAAAAGAUAAAAACAAACUUAUUGAAAGCAGAGAAAUAAAGCAGUUGUGAUUUCUUAAA